Lactuca saligna is the source of this 531-nucleotide messenger RNA. Lineage: Eukaryota; Viridiplantae; Streptophyta; Magnoliopsida; Asterales; Asteraceae. The record is from the annotation of a GenBank genome assembly.
AUGAACAAAAGGGUGAUGUGGAAUUUCAUGAUUAAACAAGCGAUUACAAGGGCAUGUGAUUUGAUUUUGGCUCUUUAUGGAUAUGAACAAGUCGUCGUCGACCUCUCUUAUAGCUACAAAUGCAAUCAAUGGUUAAAGGAAAGCUUGUGUGAGGGUAUUAGAAGAAUCGACAGUGAUGUUGAUUAUUGGGAGUUUGUGGAAAUUGUUUAUAGUCUUAAGAGUGAGUUAUAUGUGUACAUUGACCACCGAAAUAAACCAAUUAUUGAUUGGGCUGAUAACGAGUUGUUAGCAGAUGAUAAAGGCUAUGAGUCGGAUGAGUUGGAUGAAGAGGUUGACAAUGAUUCUGAACUUUCAGAGACAAUGGAAUAUGAACAUGAAUGUGAUGAAGAGGUCCAUGCUUUUGAUAAAACUGUUGGAGACCCAUUCGUGGACAAGCUUUCAGGACAUAUAAGUGAUGAUGAUGAAGAGGAAGAAAACAAUGGAAAAUAUAAGGAUGUUGUGUUCCCUGUCCAUAAUGAGAAUCAAGAAUAG